GUCGUCGUCGUCGUCGUCGUCGUCGUCGCUAUCCUCCCUUUUACUCCCCAUCCUCUUCUCCUAUCUUCGCGAUACUAUUCCUACUUCUCCCCGAUCUUCCUCCUUCCUUUUAUAAAAUCCUUUGACACCGUCCUGUUCUCAAUAGUCACGAUGUCGUCUUACCGUUCGCGACUCCUCUUUCUUCUCUUAGUCGCGUCACUUUGUGCGUCUUAUUGCACCGGAUGCGCCUUUUGCGAGAAAUUCUUUCAACCACAGCAGCAACAGCGGCAACAGCAGGAGCAGGAACAAGAGGAGCAGUCCUAUCAGACCCGCAGAACUGUAGGCAGUCCGAGACCCUUUGGCGCCGAGAGACCGACGCGCGCGCAAGAAUUCAACAGGACCGGCGUGUUGCACCCCGAGUACCAGAUACCUGCCACCCUUCGACCGGGCAAUGUGUCGCAGUUUUAUUAUCUGAACCCGCGAGAAGGUCCACCUCUCACGUUACUCGUCAGUCCCUGCAACGGUCCGAUAUCGUGGACGGUCAGUUACGUGGAGCCACCUGAAAACGAUCUAGAAUUGGAAGGAGCAAAAUAUCAGACUCGAUGGCCGGUGAAGACUCUCAAACCAGGAUCGCCUUUGUUUACGUACGAAGGAGCAGAGGACCAGAAUUUUACGAUAGCGCGAACGCGCGCUGGUUUAUACUGGUUCGAAAUCAAAUCAUUACGAGGUAGGAAAGUCGAAAAAUCAGAUCCGAGCACCGUACUGUUGUAUGCAACGUCCAACGCCAUGAAUCAUCUGCCAGGAUUUUAUGCGAGCGAAAAAGAGAAUCGUCAGCGUUCUUUAAGAUUUCAACAGAGAAGAAGCAAACGUCGGCUAACCAUAUCUUGGAACAAAAGCCACGUAGAUCCGCACCUAUCCAACUAUUGUUUGGCCGUUACAUCGGGAACUCAAGCCCAUCCUUCGACGCUUUGCGCCGCACAAAACUUUCUCACCGUUCAUUCGUACACCGGUAAGGGAAGUUCCUCGAGCAACAGAGAGCAUCAAUAUCGGGGUGUCCCGGAAGGGGUUCAUUGCGUACGACAAACCAAGUUGACUCUUCACAGAAUGAAGUUCGACACUACGUACAACUUUACUCUAUAUGUGGUUAACAUGCGUAAUAACGUUUCGAAUAAACUCGCCACCGACGCCAUCCGAUUUCGAAAAACGCCGGAAUUGAUGCUACAUACGGGACGUUACGCCACCGUGAGUUUGAGAAAAACCGAUGGUUUUGUCAAUUUCCGGUAUCGCCCACCGGAGAACGCAUCGAGUAUCUUCCAUAUUCUUCCUUGCGGCGGUGGAAUAGUCAAGGCCAAGCUAAGCGCUCCAGGAAUACUGCGGGAAAAAGAAGUGGUGGGAUAUGCGUCUUUGCGAGUACCUGUACUGCCCUCGGGGAAAACUUAUAUUCUACGCAUAUCGGCUACACCGCAGGAAUUAGCGCGAGUCUCGGCGAUCAAAGUGCUCGUUACGCAGGAGUCUUCGACGAUUUAUCCGCAGGUACCGUCGAGGAGCACGCCACGCGAAUAUCGCUCCUUGAGAAGUUGCGACGAGGUGACGAUAGGUGUAGAGCCUGCCGGUGCUGCGAAAUAUUGCAUUCUCGUGAGAGAAUUGAAAGAUUCCACAACUUUGGCCAGCGUUACUAACGUACCCGAUCAGUGCGGUCUCCAUCGUCGUCGUCGAUCCGAGUAUACGUUCGAGGUCUGUGAAGAAAGAGGGAACACCCCGAAAGACAGAGCCCUUCCGUUUACUCUCAAAAGACUGCAGCCCGGAAAGGCAUAUCUUUUACAAAUCACGGCCCAGCUCAAAGGUCGAUCCUUGUCGUAUCCUCUUUUAGGCGUACGCACGAAACGUACCUGUCUGCGUCCAUGA
Molecule: messenger RNA, 1884 nt
Organism: Vespula pensylvanica (western yellowjacket)
Lineage: Eukaryota; Metazoa; Arthropoda; Insecta; Hymenoptera; Vespidae
Gene: nord
Product: protein NDNF
Exons: 7
Coding region: 151-1884 (577 amino acids)
Source: RefSeq, a predicted model, not a curated record